AUGCGGAAAGCAAAGACAAACAAUACCGGAUUCGGUUACUUAUGGGAGAAUGGUGUAGGCUGUCCAAUUGGUACAGUCCCUAUACGAAGAGUCACCAAAGAUGAUCUCUUGAGCUUAAACUCGUUAGACGAUGAUAAAUAUAAACCUCGUGGUUCUUGGAGCACUAACUUUAAUGAUUCUAAUAACCCUGUUCAUAACGACCAGUAUCAUUAUGCGGUGGGUCGGACGAAUAACACAGGAAUACACUACCAUGGAGCAACAAUGGAUCUUUGCAUAACUGCUCCUGGGGUUAAGCCUAAACAAUUCAGUCAUUCUCGGCUUCACAUUCAGUUGGGAAAUGAUUACGUACAAAUAGGUCUCGCUGUAAAUCCAGUACUGUACGGGGACGUCCUGCCUCGGACUUUCGUCUAUACACACGCAGGUGGAAAAUCAUGUUACAAUAGCCAUUGUGAUGUGGGAAUGAUACUUGUUCGUCGAGAUGUUCCAUUGGGCAUGCCAUUUAAGCCAGUGUCGAUUCGUGGUAGUUCGGAAAGUCACUACGUAAUCUUCGGUCUAAUCAAGGACCAAGCAAAUGGCAAUUGGUGGCUGCAAUUGGGUGAUGAUGCAGAAGAAAUCGGAUUUUGGCCGGCACAAAGGUUUCCUCAAAGCUUUGGAAACAAAGUCGAGUGGGGAGGAGAAGUGUUUAGCGCAAACCAACCGAGUCCUGAAAUGGGAUAUGGAUUUCUUCCAGCUGCUUCAGUAGUUUAUGAUGCAUAUGUCAAACGUAUUGCCAUACUUGACGAUAAUUUUCACUUCGAUCAACAAGUGUAUCAUCUCGAAGAAUUUUCUGAUAACAUUCAGGGCUAUGGCGUGAUAGAUAGUCUCGAAUUCAAAGACCCUGAAGAGGGUCAUAUAAUCUAUUUUGGUGGUCCGGGAAAUAUCUAA
Molecule: messenger RNA, 924 nt
Organism: Microthlaspi erraticum
Lineage: Eukaryota; Viridiplantae; Streptophyta; Magnoliopsida; Brassicales; Brassicaceae
Source: the annotation of a GenBank genome assembly